Messenger RNA from Cyclopterus lumpus (lumpfish), 1191 nucleotides. RefSeq names its product leucine-rich repeats and transmembrane domains 2a (gene lrtm2a). The transcript is spliced from 7 exons. Gene Ontology annotation, molecular function: protein binding. The record is from RefSeq and is a predicted model, not a curated record. The coding region runs from base 1 to 1191 and encodes 396 amino acids. Lineage: Eukaryota; Metazoa; Chordata; Actinopteri; Perciformes; Cyclopteridae.
AUGCCCCCCCACACCCACCCCCCUGAGGGCAUCGGCCUGCUCCCACCCAGCUCUGCCACCCACCACCUGGCCAGACCUGUCUUCCUCUGUGUCCUCUGCCUCCUGGCGACGCUGCUGCCGGCAGCCUCCUCCUGCCCUCCUCCCUGUCUCUGCGACUCAGACACUCUGGUGGUGGACUGCGGGGGCCGGGGUCUCUCCUCCCUGCCCCCCCUUCACCUCCUGCCUCCAGGGAGCCGCUCCCUCCUGCUAGCCAACAACAAGCUCGCCUCGCUGGGAGCCUCUGCCCUCGCUAACCUCUCCUCUCUGGAGGAACUGGACCUCUCUAAUAACUACCUGGAUAAUUUACCAGCUGGAUUAUUCAGAGACAUGUCCAACCUGACGAGACUGACUCUGCACAACAACUCACUCACUGUAAUGGACAGAGGUCUCUUCCAGGGUUUGGGGAGUCUUCAGAGUCUGGAUCUGUCCCUGAAUGGCCUGUCCUCUGUUCCUCUGGGGCCACUGGAUGAGCUGCAGAGCCUCAGGUGGCUGUCUCUGGCGGGAAACCGGCUUCAUGGUUUGGAGAGGGCAGCGUUUGAGCCACUUGCUAACCUACAACACCUGGAACUGGGACAUAACCCCUGGGAGUGUGACUGCAACCUCCGUGAUUUCAAACACUGGAUGGAGUGGCUGCUGUACAGAGGGGGGAAGGUGGACGCGGUGGAGUGCACGCUACCGAAGGAUCUGCGUGGGCGAGACAUCCGUAGCGUUCCAGUGGAAAUGUUCAACUACUGCCUCCAACUUGAAGAUGAGAACGGGGGAGCAGGAGGUGAAGGUUCCCGUUCCGGACAAGGAGGCGUUCCUCCCUGCAGCAGGAACGCUCUUAACCCCAGUGGGGCAACACCAAUCUCUGACAGCAACACUGGUGAUGACUCCUCUUCAAACACGGGAGGCGGAGAGUCCCCGUCGGAUUGUGUCCGCGCCCGUUACCGACCCGUGAGCGUGCGCCGCGCCAUCGGCACCGUGGUGAUUGCCGGCGUGGUGUGCGGCAUCGUUUGCAUCAUGAUGGUUGCAGCCGCGGCUUACGGCUGCAUCUACGCCUCGCUGAUGGCCAAGUACCAGAGAGAGCUGAAGAAGAGGCAGCCACUGAUGGGUGAUGGAGAGGCCGACGGGGAGGACAGGGAGGAGAAACAGAUCUCCUCUGUGGCCUAG